This is a messenger RNA of Myzus persicae (green peach aphid), 792 nucleotides long. Its product is annotated as KRR1 small subunit processome component homolog. The transcript has 2 exons. The record is from RefSeq and is a predicted model, not a curated record. Gene Ontology annotation, cellular component: nucleolus; small-subunit processome. Bases 55 to 402 code for a protein of 115 amino acids. NCBI's taxonomy places the organism in Eukaryota, Metazoa, Arthropoda, Insecta, Hemiptera, Aphididae. Gene Ontology annotation, molecular function: RNA binding.
GUUUUAUUGUUUGGUAUUUUUGUAUUUCAGGUACGCCGCAUUGUGACGGAUACUAUGAAAAAUGUUCAUCCCAUUUACAAUAUAAAAGCUUUGAUGAUUAAACGUGAACUAGAACGAAAUCCUAAGUUAAAAAAUGAAAAUUGGGAUAGGUUUUUGCCUAACUUCAAACCCAAGAAUGUGCCUAAAAAGAAAUCCACAAAGAAACCAAAGAAACCAUACACUCCAUUCCCACCGCCUCCUGCAGAGAGCAAGAUAGACAAACUAUUAGAAUCAGGUGAAUACUUCCUCAAAGAAGAUGAGAAACAAAAGAGGAAAAAGAAAGUCAAAGAAGAUAAGCAGAAGGAAGCUAAAAUCAAAAGGGAAGCAAGACGUAAUAUGGCAUUUAUUCCUCCUGUUGAAUAAAAACUGAAAACAAAUGUAAAUGUAUAUAAGUGAGAAUAUGAUGAUUUUUAAUUUUAUUAAAUAUUAUUUUUUAUUAAUUAAAAGUUGAGUACUGUGAUAAUUUCAUAUAUUUUAACCUAACCUAUAGUUAGUUAGUAACUGCCAUGCCUCUAAUUUUGCUCCAGAUCUAUAUGAUAUUUUAAAUAUAUUGGAAGAUGUCUCAUGUUUGAUAAUAGAAAAUUUACAGAUGUCUUCAAGUAUAAAAUAUAUUACUUGAAAUAAAACAAUAUUUAAACAAAGCUUCUUUUUCGAAGUACGGACAGAGGUAGAUUCUGCUUGAAUAGCUAUAAUACAUAACCAGAAUUAAGUAAUAUACUUAUAUUAUUUUAGUUAAAUGUUGAUAUAAUAUUU